UAAUAUACUAUUUCUUUUGAUGUAAUUUCCCUCUUACCGGUGGUGAGCCUCUCCUUCUAAUCAAGACUUCGAAUUCGUACGGCGCCGGACGGAGGCGCGAAGCCACUGCUCAGCGGCAGCCCACAAAGAUCAAGAUAAAGAAUUGGUAGUUUAAUCGGAACUCGAAGAAACAUUGCCGCCCAGUGCCAGAAGAACUUUCUGAAAUUGAUUGAGGAAAAUUUCACAAUCAGGGAUUUAGGGUUUCUGGGAUUCCAUGUCAACCGGCAGACUGAAGGACGGGGACCGUCGGCUGGUGGUUCCGAUGCCACCCGAACCAAAGUCUGAAACGCAGCUGGCUUCAACGGACUCGAACGCGCUCGUGGCAUAUACGCCGCCGGUGAAGGAGGAGGAUGAGGAUUUGGAAGUCAAGCUCCGGAGAAUCAUUGAUAACGUUCCUGUUCGCGUUAGCAACACAUCUGGGAGUUCUGCUGGUUCUGGUUCCGGUGACUUUCAUCAGUAUAGGCAAAUGAGGCGAAAAGAGCAAGACAGACUUGCUAGAAUGGACGUUGAUUAUCAGAGAAAGAAAGAAAUAGCCGAAUUCAAUAUGCGAAGGGAAGAGAGAUUGAAAGCUGCAGAGGAACGCACUGAAAAGAAGCGCUUAAAACGCCAAAAGAAAAAGCAAAGAAGAAAAGAAAAGAAGAGAAAAGUGAAUUCAGGCGGAGAUGAGAAUCAGAAAGAUGCAUCCUCCGGUGAUGACGGGGAUACAGAUAAUGGUGAGGAUGAAGCUACAUGAUUGAUUCUUUUCCAGCUGGAACCGGAGUUUUAACUUAUAGCAUCAAGCUUUUUCGGACGAGCAUCUAUCGAACCAGAAGACAGCCACCAGUUUGCCUACCUGUCAUUUAAGGGGUCCACAAUUCCUUGUCAACCGUUUUAGUACCCGGAUCUGUUGGCUUACGUGUUUCUAUUGCAGGUGGAGUUGGAAGAAUGGUGCAUUUCGAAUACAAAUUCCUCCCAUAUCUCCCACAGGACACCUAUUCUCUCUCUUUCAAUUGCAUGACAUCCAAUCGUGUUAGCAGAAUAUCUAUUUCGUUUCAUGUUGAACAGAUUGACAGUUUAUGAAUCUGAGUUUGAGGGAUACUCGUUGCUUAUGAUUUAUGAACAGCAGGGAUGUUCUUCAAUGAGUAGAGAUGCAAAAUUUUGGUAA
Momordica charantia (bitter melon) is the source of this 1183-nucleotide messenger RNA. Its product is annotated as PRKR-interacting protein. Gene Ontology annotation, biological process: negative regulation of protein kinase activity. Gene Ontology annotation, molecular function: protein kinase inhibitor activity; protein kinase binding; double-stranded RNA binding. Gene Ontology annotation, cellular component: nucleolus. Lineage: Eukaryota; Viridiplantae; Streptophyta; Magnoliopsida; Cucurbitales; Cucurbitaceae. The record is from RefSeq and is a predicted model, not a curated record.